Messenger RNA from Solea senegalensis (Senegalese sole), 1563 nucleotides. It is a transcript of the gene tex264a, whose product is annotated as testis expressed 264, ER-phagy receptor a. Gene Ontology annotation, biological process: reticulophagy; protein-DNA covalent cross-linking repair. Bases 291 to 1328 code for a protein of 345 amino acids. The transcript has 5 exons. The record is from RefSeq and is a predicted model, not a curated record. Gene Ontology annotation, cellular component: autophagosome membrane; endoplasmic reticulum membrane; nucleus. NCBI's taxonomy places the organism in Eukaryota, Metazoa, Chordata, Actinopteri, Pleuronectiformes, Soleidae.
CACUGUUGGGGUAAAAAAACAAACCCCAGCAUAAACAAACUGACAGUUAUUCCUUCAACUUCAGCGAGGGUUUUCUUUUACUCUCACUUCCGGUCCUUUCCCCCGCGAGCAACUGACAUUUGACCGCGUGCGCUGUUGUUUGAACCCUCGAGACCGCGGUGUUGCUGAAUGUGACACGGAGCAGGUCGUUGUGAGCGUUGACAGAGAAUUGUUUGGACCUCCUGCUGCUCCUGCUCCUGCUCCUCCUGCUCCUCCUGCUGCUGCUCCUGCUGCUGCUUUGAGGGGAAACCAUGUCUGACUUCAUCCUGGUGCUGCUCAUAGUCUUCCUCCUCCUGUGUUUGGUGGCGACGGUGGGGGGUGCCCUACUGUUCUCGGGGCUCCUGUCAGACGUGGUCGUGAAGACGGGGCCACCUCCAAUCAGGAACGUCACCAUCGCUUAUAAGUUCAAAGAGGGGCCAUACAAAGACUGCGGGCCAGCCUACACAGAGAGCUGCAGCAUCGGGCCAAAGCUGAGCUCCAUCGGCGUCUUCUACGAUGACCCCAAGCAGAGGCCACCAGAGAAAUGCCGCUACUUGGUGGGCAGUGUCCUGUGCGCGGGCGAGGAGAAGCCCGACGAAGAGCUGCAGAGGAUGUACGAGGAGUUCGGCUUCAAGGUGUUUUUGCUGCCAGAAGUGAGCCACGCCGUGACCACCAGCUUCCCCUGCACUACACCUCUGUCCCACGUGCUGGCACCUUACAGAGUCUACCCGAGGCUGGCUUCUUAUAUUGAGGAGAGGAAGCUCUGUGCGUUCCCAUUUAUUGAAAUCUACAGCGACGAUGUUAUCAACUAUAUGGUGCCGCUGUCCCGCCAGACGGACUUUUUUGUUCCGGAGAUGAAGGAGGAGGUCAAAACAGACGUGAAAGAAGAGGACUCUGACGAGGACAGAGGAACUGACAUAACAGGUGCAGAUUCCCACAGUGACGUGAGCUCGGUGAGUGGCGGCGUACCGUGGGACAGCAGAGAGACUUCCCUGGCCGCGUCCACAGCCGCCUCCCUGGCCUCCUCUCUGCCUCUGAGGGACGUCAUGGACGCAAACGAAGACGUCAGGCACAGGGACCACAGUGACAGAGACUCCAACGAGUCCGUGGGCAGCGGCUCGUCUUUUGAAGAACUUGACAUGGACCAGGACGAGCAGGGGGUGCAGGGGGGGGUGCAGGGGGUGGAAGAAGAGAGGGAGGUCAGGGAGGACGGGCAGGAGCGGGCGACCCCCGAGGGCGAAGAUGGAGCUGAAGAAGCAGUUGAACUGAUGGCUGAAAGAGACGAGUCCAUGGGGGAUGGAGAGGAGUAAGGGGAGGAGGCCCGUGCAACGCUGGCGUGCUAGAGAGUUUCUCAGUUCUCUGCUGUUGCUGGUUAAUCUGUCAUUUAAUCUGUUCAUACCAUGACCAACAAACCACAUUCCUGCGCCUUCUAAUUCUCUGCUUGAAGCUUGUAUGUCUUGGUUUUCUUUUCUUUUUUUUGGGUUGGGUAAUGUGUCCAAAAACACACAUCACCAUGGAUCCAUCCAUUUUGUAUCCUCCGUGGGG